CAAACGAGGUUUUUUUAGGCUUUGAAGAGGGAGAGGCCAAACCAAGGCUUUUCAACAACAACAAAAAAAAAAUAAUAAAGAACCCUCUUCCUUGAAAGCUCAUCAUCUCCUUUUGUAACCCUAAAUAAACAAAACAAAACAAAACAAAAAAAAAACUUACCUUACUGAUCAAUCAAGGAAGAGGAAAAAUUUACAAAAAGAAUUCAUACAUUUAAAGACAAAUACCAAAACGGCCCCUUACAUAUUUUCCCUAAUAAGGGGUUCAAAAGACUAAUAGAAGGGAGAAAAAGACAUAAACGUGUGUGUAUUAAGAGACAAAAGUCAGAGAAAAAAAAAAAGUAGAACUAGCUAGGAUGGCGGAUGACGGGGGAAAGAAGCGGAUUGUGAUUAUAGGAGUGUCAUCCAUCCUUCUGGUGGCAAUGGUCGUCGCCGUCACCGUCGGCGUCGGAAAAGACAACGAAGGUGGCGAUAGCGAGGAGAUCGGGGAUGGCGGCGACAGUAACACCGCCGAGAGCAUAGCCUCCUCGAAGAAAGCAAUCACCGCCAUCUGCCAGCCGGCCGAUUACAAACAGUCAUGCGAGCAGAGCCUUGAGAAAUCGGCCGGGAACGCCACCGACCCCAAGGAGAUUGUCAUGGUCGCUUUCACCAUUGCGCAGAAGAGCAUCAACGAAGCGAUGAAGAAAUCGGACACGCUCAAGGAGCUGGACGGAGAUCCCAGGACUCACGAGGCUCUCGUCACAUGCAAAGAGCUCAUGAACAUGUCCAUUUCCGAGCUUGAGGAUUGUCUCGCCAAGAUGACAGAGAACUUCGAUUUCAACAGAAUAGAUGACUUUAUGGCAGAUCUUACCACGUGGCUUAGUGCGGCGAUGACAUAUCAAGAAACAUGUUUGGAUGGAUUUGUAAAUGUGAGCUCGGUUGCAGGAGCCAAGAUGAAGGAUUUCAUGAACAAAUCGAUGGAACUAACCACCAACGGUCUCGACAUUGUCACUGGGCUCAACUCCCUCUUCUCUUCCUUCCAACCAGACCAGGCCGGCCCAGGACGCCGCCUCCUGAAUGCGGACGGAAGUGUCAUGACGCUCCCUGUCCUCGGACACGGAAACCACCCGUUCCCCAACUGGGUUCCUGAUAGGUUCAGAAGAUUGCUCGAGGACUCCGACGAUGACACAAACAAUAAAGAAAAAGAUAAGGAUGGUAAGGAAGACGGUCACAAGGAAGAUUCUGACGACGAGACUGAAAAGGAGAAGAACAAGGAGAAGGACACUGAUGGUCAUAAAGAAGACUCGGAUGAUUCAACCGAUCAAGAGGAAAAGGAAGAAGCGUCAAGGGGUAAAGUGGACUUCUCCAAGAACCCUGCAGAUAUCGCCGAUGUCGUGGUGGCUGAAGAUGGAAGCGGUGACAGUAAGUCCAUCAAUGAAGGUUUGAAGCUCUUGGAGAAGGCAAAGAAGAAGAAGAAGGAGGACGAGGUCGUUGUGCUCUACGUUAAGGCCGGUACUUAUAAGGAAUAUGUUGAGGUGACUAAGAAUCUCGACAACAUGGCCAUGAUUGGAGAUGGUGCAGAUAAAACUGUCAUCACCGGCGAUAAAAACUUCAUCGAUGGCGUCAGUACUUACCACACCUCCACCGUCGCCAUCACAGCCGACUUCUUCUUCGCCAAGAACAUCCGAAUCGUGAACAGUGCAGGGCCAGAGAAGCACCAGGCUGUCGCCCUCCGGGUCUCCGCCGACUUUGCCAUUUUCUACAAUUGUACAUUCGACGGCUAUCAAGACACGCUGUACACCCACACCAAGCGCCAAUUCUACCGUGACUGCACAAUCUCCGGCACAAUCGACUACAUCUUCGGCGACGCUGCCGUCGUGUUUCAGAAUUGCCUCUUCUUGGUCCGAAAGCCCAUGGAGAAUCAACAGUGCAUCGUCACGGCCCAAGGCCGGAAGCAGCGCCACCAGCCCACGGCCAUCAUCAUCCAGAAUGGAACAAUCACGGCCGCCCCAGAAAUGGAGGCCGACAGGAUGAAGUACAAGACAUAUUUGGGCCGGCCCUGGAAGAAUUUCUCGAGGACAAUAAUUAUGGAGAGUUAUUUAGGUGAUCUGAUUGACCCCGAAGGCUGGAUGCCGUGGAUGGGCACCGUUGGUACCAAGACUUGCUGGUACGGCGAGUUUGGGAACUACGGGCCCGGCGCCGAUCAAAGUAAGAGGGUGACGUGGAAUGGGAUUAAGAAGAUUACCCCGCAGCAUGCGGUGGAUUUCACCCCCGGUCGGUUCCUUCGGGCUAACGAGUGGGUUAAGCCGACGGGGAUUCCGUAUGUUCCAUAUAUGGUGAAGCCGUCGACGACGCGGCGGGUUGACGAAGAGGUGGUUUUUGAGUAAAAUAAAUAAAAGAAAAAGGGUGUUGCCAGUUGUGAACUAGUUUGACAAACAUUUGGGAACAUAUUGGAAGUAACUGUGUUUUUAAUUACCUUGUAAUUGUUUGAUGUAAUUUAAAGUGUUUCUAAUUUUUUUUUUCAAUUUGAUGUGAUUGGAUACUUAACUGACAUUUUUUUUAAUUUUAUGCUUCCUAUGAUCGUUAAAUGACGAUCCAUUUUAAUUUAACUUCACGAUGUUUCAUUCCUGUAAAAAGUUUUUAUCUGGAAAAUUAACUUGUGUGUGUGAGAAUUUUCA
Messenger RNA from Linum tenue, 2654 nucleotides. The record is from the annotation of a GenBank genome assembly. Lineage: Eukaryota; Viridiplantae; Streptophyta; Magnoliopsida; Malpighiales; Linaceae.